Messenger RNA from Danio rerio (zebrafish), 4995 nucleotides. NCBI's taxonomy places the organism in Eukaryota, Metazoa, Chordata, Actinopteri, Cypriniformes, Danionidae. The record is from RefSeq and is a predicted model, not a curated record.
GUCAAUCUCUGUCACCAUUUUAUGAAAACAGAAACAUCGUUUUACUAAUCUAGAAGUGGUGAGAUUCCUUCAAUUCGGUUGUCCUGAUGGAUUAUCGGGGAGAAAGAAAUGAAUACGAGUCCGCAAGUCGAUCUAGAUAUCCACACAGACCGAACCCUCCCGAGCCCAGCUAUGUGUCCAUGAGGAGUGACAGCUCAAUGCAUUAUCCACCUAAAUUUAGUGAAUACACUGAUCACAAAGUUAGGUACAGAGAGAAACCUCCACAGCCCCGCCGUGUGUCCAUGAGGAGUGACCACUCAAUGCAUUAUCCACCUGAAUCUAAUGCAAACACUGAUCACAAAGUUAGGUACAGAGAGAAACCUCCACAGCCCCGCAGUGUGUCCAUGAGGAGUGACCGCUCAAUGCAUUAUCCACCUAAAUUUAGUGAAUACACUGAUUCUAAAUCUAGUGGAUACUCUGAUUCUGAAUUUGGGUACAGAGAGAACCCUCCACAGCCCCGCCGUGUGCCCAUGAGGAGUGACUACUCAAUGCAUUAUCCACCUGAAUCUAAUGCAAACACUGAUCACAAAGUUAGGUACAGAGAGAAACCUCCACAGCCCCGCCGUGUGUCCAUGAGGAGUGACCACUCAAUGCAUUAUCCACCUGAAUCUAAUGCAAACACUGAUCACAAAGUUAGGUACAGAGAGAAACCUCCACAGCCCCGCAGUGUGUCCAUGAGGAGUGACCGCUCAAUGCAUUAUCCACCUGAAUCUAAUGCAAACACUGAUCACAAAGUUAGGUACAGAGAGAAACCUCCACAGCCCCGCCGUGUGUCCAUGAGGAGUGACCACUCAAUGCAUUAUCCACCUGAAUCUAAUGCAAACACUGAUCACAAAGUUAGGUACAGAGAGAAACCUCCACAGCCCCGCCGUGUGUCCAUGAGGAGUGACCACUCAAUGCAUUAUCCACCUGAAUCUAAUGCAAACACUGAUCACAAAGUUAGGUACAGAGAGAAACCUCCACAGCCCCACCGUGUGCCCAUGAGGAGUGACCGGUCAACAUAUGAUCCACCUAAAUCUAAUGCAAACACUGAUCACAAAGUUAGCCAUCGCAAACCCCUCCGGACAUUCAGAUCAAAUCUGCUGAAGAAGUUUCAGUGUCUGUAUGAGGGAACAGGGAGAAUUAAAUCCCCAACACUGCUGAAUGAGAUCUACACAGAGCUCUACAUCACAGAGGGAGACAGUGGAGAGAUCAAUAAUGAGCAUGAGGUGAGACAGAUCGAGACUCAAUCCAGGAGAUCAACAACAGAGGACACACCGAUCCAAUGCAGAGACAUCUUUACAGCUUUACCUGGACAACACAAAGCCAUCAGAACUGUGCUGACGAAGGGAGUCGCUGGCAUCGGGAAAACAGUCUCUGUGCAGAAGUUCAUCCUGGACUGGGCUGAAGAGAAGGAGAAUCAGGACGUCCAGCUCAUAUUUCCACUUCCUUUCAGAGAGAUCAACCUGAUGAAGGACAGAACACUCAGUCUGGCAGAUCUCCUGCAUGUGUUUUUCCCUGAAACCAAAGAGAUGGAGAUAUCCAGAGACAGAUAUAAAGUGUUGUUCAUCUUUGAUGGUCUGGACGAGUGUCGUCUGUCUCUGGACUUUAAGAGGAAAGUGAAACUGUGUGAUAUUUCUGAAUCGGCCUCAGUGGAGGAUCUGCUGAUCAACCUGAUUGUGGGGAAUCUGCUUCCCUCUGCUCUCAUCUGGAUCACCUCCAGACCAGCAGCAGCAGAUCUCAUUCCCUCUGCGUUUGUCCAUCGACUGACAGAGGUACGAGGCUUCACGGACCCUCAGAAGGAGGAAUACUUCAGGAAGAGGAUCAGAGAUCAGAGACUGGCUGAUGAAAUAAUCCAACAUCUGAAGUCCUGCAGGAGCCUCUUCAUCAUGUGCCACAUCCCAGUGUUCUGCUGGAUCUCAGCCACUGUUCUGGAGGACAUGAUGAGAGGAACAGAUAUAGGAGAGAUUCCCAAGACUCUGACUGAGAUGUACACACACUUCCUGAUCAUUCAGACCAGCAUCAGACAUGAGAGGCACUAUGAGAAGAAGCUGAAGGACGAGGAGAUGAUCCUCAAACUGGGGAAACUGGCUUUCCGGCAGCUGAUGAAAGGCAACCUGAUCUUCUAUGAGGAGGACCUGAGAGAGUGUGGCAUUGAUGAGAGCGAAGCCUCCGUUUACUCAGGAUUGUGCACUCAGAUCUUCAGAGAGGAGCUGGGCUUGUUUCAGGGGAAAGUCUUCUGCUUUGUUCAUCUGAGCAUUCAGGAGCAUCUCGCAGCUCUUUAUGUGCUGCUUUCAUUCCUGCUGUACGAGAGAGAUGAGCUCAGUGAAACCCUCAUAUCAAAAAUUGCACAUUUAUUUAAACGUCAGACAAUCUCUGACCUGCACCAGAGUGCUGUGGACAAGGCUCUGCAGAGCAGAAAUGGACAUCUGGACCUCUUCCUCAGAUUUCUUCUGGGUCUCUCACUGAAAUCUAAUCAGACACUCCUGAAAAAUCUUCUGACACAGGUUGGAAACAUCUCAUACAGUGAAGAGAAAACAGUCGAGUACAUUAAAACACAAAUCAAACUGAAUCCUUCACCAGAGAAAUCCAUCAACCUGUUCCACUGUUUAAAUGAACUGGGUGAUCAUUCUCUCGUCAAUGAAGUCCAGGAGUAUUUCAGAUCUGGAGAUCUUUCAGGCAGCAGAUUGUCCUCCUCUCAGUGGUCAGCGGUGGUCUUUGUUUUGUUGACUUCAGAGCAGUUGGAUGAGUUUGAUUUAAGAAGAUAUGUAAUAGGCUAUGGACACCAGACACAAACACAAAAGUUCCAGACACCUGAUGAAGUUCUUCAGAAGCUCCUGCCUGUAGUUGAAACCUCCAGAUCAGCUGUGUUGUGGUAUUGUGGCGUCUCAGAUAAAGGUUGUGCUGAUUUGGCUUCAGCUCUGAGAUCAAACUCCUCAAACCUCAGAGAACUGGAUCUGUCAUGGAAUGAAGUAGGAGAUUCAGGAGUGAAGCGGCUCUCUGCUGGACUGAAGGAUCCUCACUGUAAACUGGAGAAACUGGUGUUGAGGUGUUGUGGCGUCUCAGUUGAAGGUUGUGCUGCUUUGGCUUCAGUUCUGAGAUCUAACUCCUCAAACCUCAGAGAACUGGAGCUGUCUGAGAAUAAAGUAGGAGAUUCAGGAGUGAAGCUGCUCUCUGCUGGACUGAAGGAUCCUCAGUGUAAACUGGAGAAACUGUGGUUGGGUUAUUGUGGCGUCUCAGAUAAAGGUUGUGCUGCUUUGGCUUCAGCUCUGAGAUCAAACUCCUCAAACCUCAGAGAACUGGAGCUGUCUGAGAAUAAAGUAGGAGAUUCAGGAGUGAAGCGGCUCUCUGCUGGACUGAAGGAUCCUCACUGUAAACUGGAGAAACUGAGGUUGAGGGAUUGUGGCGUCUCAGUUGAAGGUUGUGCUGAUUUGGCUUCAGCUUUGAGAUCAAACUCCUCAAACCUCAGAGAACUGAAUCUGUCUAAGAAUAAAGUAGGAGAUUCAGGAGUGAAGCUGCUCUCUGCUGGACUGAAGGAUCCUCACUGUAAACUGGAGAAACUGCUGUUGAGGUAUUGUGGCGUCUCAGAUGAAGGUUGUGCUGAUUUGGCUUCAGUUCUGAGAUCAAACUCCUCAAACCUCAGAGAACUGGAUCUGUCUUAUAAUAUUGUAGGAGAUUCAGGAGUGAAGCUGCUCUCUGCUGGACUGAAGGAUCCUCACUGUAAACUGGAGAAACUGAGGUUGAGGGAUUGUGGCGUCUCAGAUGAAGGUUGUGCUGCUUUGGCUUCAGUUCUGAGUUCAAACUCCUCAAACCUCAGAGAACUGAAUCUGUCUGAUAAUAAAGUAGGAGAUUCAGGAGUGAAGCUGCUCUCUGCUGGACUGAAGGAUCCUCACUGUAAACUGGAGAAACUGGCGUUGAUGAAGUGUGGUGUCUCAGGUGAAGGUUGUGCUGCUUUGGCUUCAGCUUUGAGAUCAAACUCCCCAAACCUCAGAGAACUGAAUCUGAAAUGGAAUAAACUGGGAAGUUCAGGAGUGAAGCUGCUCUCUGGUUUAAGAGAUGAUCCACAUUGUAAACUGGAGACACUGCACAGGUAUAAAUGAUGUUGAAUGUGGAGUCUCUACAGACACAUUAAACUGUACAGAAGUGAAGUGUCAGUGAUCGUGCUGCUGGAGUUUAUAAAGACUCUGCUGGACGACUAAACAUCAUCAUCAGUGACUGAAACACUCCAUCAUUAAUGUGCAUCAGAGAAGAGGAAGAAAUGCUGCAGGAACUGCUUUAUUCAUAUCUGCUCACAGAGAAACUCAAUGCUGCAGAAUUAAAACACAAAUAAGCGGAUGCUCUUUCUGUUUCCUCCACCUGUGAUGGAGCACGUCAUGAAGAGAGAAAACCACGAGAAAACAGAGAAACUUUCUGUCUCUUCACACAUGUGAGAUGAUUCUGGACAGUGUCGAGUGAUUCAGCUUUCCUUCAGUCUGACUAGAGAUAAACAGCGGCAUAUUGAAGAGUGACAUGAUCCAGUUCAGGAGAUAAUUACUCAAGAUUAAAUCAUUUAUUCAUAAUUACAUCAGUCACCAUGUCACAUUCACACAUGUAAAUAUCUCACUAGUCAGGCUGAUUUACAGUUUCUACUAUUUGUUACUUUUUAUAUUGUAAAUUGAUGCACAGGAAAGUGACAGUAUCACUAUAUUAAAGGUGUUUUGGUUUAUAAUAUGACACAGUAGCAGUUUGUUUAUUAUCUGUAUGUAUUGUUUUUAAUACAUUUCCUCAUAUCCGUUUUCAGUUUUAUUAUAAUGUGCACUGUGUUAUAAACUACAAUAUUACAUCUAUGCAUUAUAUUGUUUAAACAAAGCAGAUUUUAUAUUUUUAUCUUUAUAUAACACACUCUCUGGUCUUUAUAUUUCAGUAUUUUUGUUAUGAUUGUCUUCAUGAAAGUGUCUCAACAGCAAAUGAUUUUAAUAAAAGUGUGAAUAAAUCAUA